AUGCUUCCCAUCCUCCUGUCUCUCCUGGCCGCCUCGUCGGCUGCCCAGCCGACCAAGCGUCAAGAUGGCAAGCCGGUCUUCAUGCCGCUGAAGUACCCCUACAACGGCUACCCCAAGGUCUACGCCGACAUCUACCUGGGCACGCCCGAGCAGACGCCCAUCGAGACCGUCGUCGACCUCGGCAGCUCCGACUACUGGGUCUACGGCCCCAACUCGACCAUCUACUACGGCAGCCCUUACCUCGGCGUCGAGGGCCACUGCCGCGAGACGCCCGAGCCGUCGUACAACCCCUUCGCCUCCAGCACCGCCCUCGGCUUCCUCAACAAAACCCGGGGCUACGCCUACGGCGGCAACGGCAAGAUGAUCGAAUCCCACUACUCGGUCAACGAAACCCUCUCCUUCAGCGCCGACGACAGCUACCCGCACCUGGUCAACACGCAGGUCGCCAUCACCAACAAGACCAUCAUCAAGGUCCGCGCGGAUGAGUGCGACGGCACGACGUACGACAGCUCGAUCCUGGGGCUCAGCGCGCCGCGCGCGGGGUCGGGCCCGUCGUUCCGGCAGAACCUGCUGGACGGGGGGUCCAUCGCGUCGAGCACGCUGGCCAUGUGGUUCGACGCGGCGCCGGCGGGGGUGCGCGACGACUACCGCGGCACGCUGCUGCUGGGCGCGCUGCCCAAGGGGAAAUACAGCGGCGAGCUCGUGCAGGUGCCGCGCCGCCAGCCCGAGGGCUCCAUCGGCUACUACGUCGACACGCCCGCGUGGAGCGCCGCCGGCCGCGUCGUCAAGCCGUUUCGCGGCUUCGACAACUCGACCGUCGACGAGUGCCUGAUCGACAGCGGGUCCGGGCAGGAUUACUUGCCGAUCGACGAGGACGACUUCCUCGAUGCGGUUGGCGGCGUCGUCAUGUUCAACGGGUACCCGGCGUGGAAUGGGUCGUGCGAGUCGAUUCCGGCGGAUAAGAGCGUGGCCAUUACGUUCAAGGCUGUCGCCGAGGGGCAGAGCGUGACGGUCGAUAUGCCGCUGAGGAACUGGGCGAGGGGGAAUACGGAUUUCUGGAACAACACCCAGGUGUGUGGGUUGAGUAUGUCGUUGAGCAACGUCGGUAGCUGCACCCUGGGCAGCCCCUUCUCGUCGGCCGUGUUUUUGGCCGUCAACGAUGAGUUGAACCAGAUUGCUCUGGCACAGGGAGGCGUGUCGACAGGCGCCGAGGAUGGGUAUGAGGGGCUUGGGGAGGUUGAGGUCAUUCCGAAGGGCCAGGGUCUGCCAUGA
Messenger RNA from Diplodia corticola, 1272 nucleotides. Its product is annotated as peptidase a1 protein. Gene Ontology annotation, biological process: proteolysis. The record is from RefSeq and is a predicted model, not a curated record. The transcript has 2 exons. NCBI's taxonomy places the organism in Eukaryota, Fungi, Ascomycota, Dothideomycetes, Botryosphaeriales, Botryosphaeriaceae. Gene Ontology annotation, molecular function: aspartic-type endopeptidase activity. The coding region runs from base 1 to 1272 and encodes 423 amino acids.